This is a messenger RNA of Aspergillus aculeatinus CBS 121060, 8307 nucleotides long. Its product is annotated as putative nonribosomal peptide synthase. Gene Ontology annotation, biological process: amino acid activation for nonribosomal peptide biosynthetic process; secondary metabolite biosynthetic process. Gene Ontology annotation, cellular component: cytoplasm. Lineage: Eukaryota; Fungi; Ascomycota; Eurotiomycetes; Eurotiales; Aspergillaceae. The transcript has 2 exons. Bases 1 to 7947 code for a protein of 2648 amino acids. Gene Ontology annotation, molecular function: catalytic activity; phosphopantetheine binding. The record is from RefSeq and is a predicted model, not a curated record.
AUGGUACCAGUCCUCAAACUCUGGGGGCAUCUCUUGCGUCCAACUAACGGGCUGGGGGACACUCCUGUGCCGACCACUCUAGCUCCCGAGCAACCUUUAAAGUCAUCGGAUGAACAGACUACGGAAAAUGCUGUAUAUGAUGUGAAGCAACUGAGAUACCUCACGAGUUCAGCCAAUGUCGAUGCCCUGGUGGAGGGAUAUGCGCGCUGGGUGAUGCAUGCAACCGGCCAGACACAGGUUGCCUUCUGGGUCAGUGCACGAGCAGAAGACUGCGAGGCUGAACGCAUACUGGUCAUUGCACAAUGCAUGGAGUACAGUUUGGCGCUCGAAUGGGGUGUCUUUCAUGUUCCGGUCUUAGACGCCAACGUGCUUAUGAAGAGGGUCGAGUUCGGGCUGUGUCUCGUCCAUGGCGGAAAGAUGCCAGUGAGGUCAGAGAAUAAUAUCCCAUUAAAUUUAUGCGUCGAUGUCGCAUCCUCCGAAGCCAGGUUGAUAUAUAAAUCACGGUCGGUCCAGGGCAAAGGUCUGCAGGCAUUGGUGCAACAGUUGGAGUCAUUGCUGCCGUGCAAUGACAAGCAAAACGAUCCUUCUCAAUUUUGGCAAAAGCAUCUCGAGGGUUUCGUCGGAGUCUGCGAAAGACAAUUCCCAACACUCUCUUGCGUGCGCAUGGUUCUGGAGCCGGACUAUCCACCAACCGUGUCACGAACCCUCACUCUGGAGGCGUCCAGGAAGAAAUUUGAGGAUUUCGCGGCUCAGUACGGCCUCAAGUCAAUUGACACGAUUUUCCAAGGCGCAUUUGCGACGAUCCUGUCCGAAUACCUUGAGCUGGAUAGAGUGAUUCUCGGAGACGUCACCUCAUCCACCGCUGAUUCGGCUGCCCUGACUUCGGAUUCCACUGUACCUGUUCCGAUUGUCGUCGAUCCUCAAAUGACGGCGACAGACUUAUUACGUCAAAUUGAUGGCUUCAUGUCAAGUGCAGUUGCACUGAAAGAAGUGCCACUCGGGUUGAUGCGAGAGAUCCUGCAAUGUCCUCCUCAACAGGCCCCGUUCAAUGCACAUUACACGGGGAAUACUCAUGCCGAGCCAGGAGAAAAACACUCUGCGCAGUUUAACAUCGAUAGCUCACCAAUCUCAUUGAGCGUCCAAUGCUCUGGGAAAGACAAUCUGUCAUGCACGCUCUCAGUUCGAGGUGACUUGAUGGACACUCAUCAUGUAGACCUCGUGUUACAGCAGAUUGAUGCUUUGAUCACUGUAAUGAUCGGCAAUCCGACAGAGCAGAUUCACGACCUCACUCGGACCUUUCCCAGAUACCUUCUCUCCAUGCACGCACCUGUGGUCAGCGAGCAACUGAAGCAAGCACCCAGUCUAUCUCCAUUUCAUUGGGUAGAACACUGGGCGAAGUCGAAUCCAACCUGGCCAGCCGUUGAAGUCAUAGAGUCAGUCAGUGAAGACGGAAUUCAGUCUCGAAUGUGGACUUAUGGCGAGCUGGCACAGACUUCUGACCGGAUUGCAACGUGGCUCGUCCGCCGAGGCUGGCGCAAUUUGAUGAUUGGCGUCUGUCUUGGUCGCUCCUUCAUCACGUACGCAAUAGUCUUGGCGAUCUGGAAGAGUGGGAACUGCUACAUUCCCAUUGCGGAAGACCUGCCCGAAGCGCGGCGAGUCCUCCUGCUUAGUGAUAGUGGUGCUACGGCUUUGUUCUCGGAUCAUGAGGUGUUAGGAGACGUAGUACCUCCGGAUGGAUGCGAGGUCAUUGAUGUCAACAGUCCUGAGCUUCAUGAGGAGCUUUCUAGCAUUGACGAAGUAGCAGUGAUUGAGGCAGACCCGUCUGACAACUGUUAUCUUCUCUACACGUCCGGGUCCACGGGGCUGCCGAAGGGCGUUUUGGUCAGCCGUGGCAAUCUGUCUGCCUUCACAGAAGCGCAGUCCGAAUAUAUCUGUCGGGAUGUGCCAGACACCUUGAAGCUAGGAGGCGCGGGCAGUUACUUGGCGCAUGCCAGUCGAGCCUUUGAUGUUCAUAUCUGUGAGAUGGUUCUGGGCUGGCAUCAUGGGCUUCGUCUGGUGACUGCCCCACGCACCAUGCUGCUCGAUAACCUCCGCCUGGUCCUCACGCAAUGCCGCAUAUCUCACGCGGGAUUUGUGCCUUCCCUCCUCGAGCACACGGGUCUCAGUGCUGAGCAGUUGCCCGAUCUCCGAUAUCUCGGGGUGGGGGGUGAGAAGAUCUCGGAGACAAUUAUCGAACGCUUUGUCGGAAAGCCAUCGAUUGCUCUGGUCAACGCAUACGGACCAACUGAGGUUACGAUCGGGCUGACAAGCCACACGGUGACUGCUUCCUCGACGGUCCGAAACAUUGGCUCAGCGGUAGGGAACAUCACCCUUCAUGUUCUCGAGCCGGAGACCAAUGACUACGUGAAAAGAGGCCAGGCAGGAGAGCUCUGCGUCACCGGAGAUCUUGUCGCUAAGGGAUAUCACGGUAGGCCGGAUGCAAAAGGGUUCACAUACUUUCACGGGCAACAUAUGUACCGCACCGGUGACAUUGUUCGUUUGAUGGCGAACGAUUGUGUCGAAUAUCUCGGUCGACGAGACAGUCAAGCAAAGGUCCGCGGUCAGCGUUUGGAGCUGGAAGAAGUAUCUAUCGCAGUGCGUCGAUGUGCUGAGCGCCCAGUCAACGUCACUUCGAUAGUGACACCCUCACCGAUCACGAAGCGGCCUCAGUUGGUCACCUUCAUAAGUCCUGCCAGCGAUCGUCCUGAAAAUGCCACAGCACAGCCAGUAUUUGCGCAGGAGGAGUAUCAGAAAUGGAUCCCCCAGGUCUUGGAGCGCUGCCGUCAGCAGCUCCCAGCUUACAUGGUUCCGAGUGUCUUGCUCCCUGUCACUUUCAUACCCAUUCAGAUAUCGGGCAAAGCAGACAAUCGCCGCCUAGUAGCUCUAUACGAGGGUAUCCCUGCAUCCGAUCUACUGCAUGGAGCUGAGACUCCUUCGGUCACAGAGCGAGAACCAAAUCCGGAAUCAGAAGAUCAACCGUUGACAAUUGAGGAGCAGGGGAUUGUCGAUCUUGUUUGCUCCGUGACGUCGGCUGACAGCCAUGCCGUUACGAGGACAACUAGCAUCUUCCAAUUGGGGCUGGAUAGCCUCAGUUCCUUGAAUUUAGCAGCUCGGAUGCGGGAAGCUGGCUUUAUCUGCUCCGCAUCCGACAUCAUGCGCAGUGCAACUGUGGAGCACCUGGCACUAUUGCCUAGGCACGGCGACAAGGCAGGCCGAAGCGCCCAGGCAGGGCGACAGCUCCUCGAAUCUACGCAGCAGCUGGUGACCCUUGAUCGUGCCGUUCGCGCCUCUCCGAAGCUCAUUCCAAAUUCCUCAAUCGCGAUUAUCAGACCUUGCCUACCUCUCCAGGAAAGCCUUGUCUCCAGUUCGGUUGACAGUGAUAUUCCACUCUACGUCAACCAUACACUAUUUCGGUUGCGGCCUACCGCGUCAUUAAAAGCACUCAGACUGGCAUUUGAAGACGUAGUACAGGAGAAUGAGAUCUUUCGGACCUGUUUCCACAUCAUGGAUGACCGGGUGGUGCAAGUGGUCUUGAAGCCUCGAGUAGCGAAGGUAGCUUGGGAUGAGAUUGAGGUAGCGGAUGAGCAAGCCGCUCGGCAGCACUUCGAGAAAUGCCAGCCACAGAUUGCAUCCAAGAUUGUUUGGGGCAUCGAGAGACAUCCUCCUAUGCACAUGACUGCUGCGUGCUCCACGGAAAACCAUGAUUCCGGGUGGCUGAUGCUGUCCAUCCAUCAUUCGAUCUUUGACGGGGCCAGUAUGGGAAUACUUCUCGACAGGCUAUAUCAGCACUAUUCCGGGCAAUCAUCCACCGAUGCGAUUAAUCUUACCCCUUUAUAUCGAUACUUAGUCAGGCCAGCGGAGAAAGAAGCCGAGCAGUACUGGUCUCAAUAUCUCUCAGACUGCUAUCCUGGAGUUGUCAUCGUUGAUGACCCGAGCGAUACGACAUACAGUAUCACGACAGAGACAUUACCUCUGAAGCUGUCUGAGCUCUCUAAUCUUGCCUCUCGCAUAUCGACAACUGCCCCGCUGUUGAUAGAAACUAUAUGGGCUAUUUCCUUGGCGAAGCUUCUGGGCCAAGGUGAUCUAAUCUUUGGCCGGGUCAUGAAUGGUAGAGCGAUACCAGUAGACUCAGUCGAAACCAUGUUGGUUCCCCUUGUGACCACGGUCCCUGCUCGGUUCCGCCUGUCAUCUGGCGCGUCGAGUCUGGUCAAUCUGAUCAAGGAGCAUACCAGAGCUAGUCUGGAGUCCUUGCCUCACCAACACACGUCGCUACGUGCUAUCCAGCGAUAUUGCCACGCUCCAGGCCCUUUAUUCAACACGAUGUUCUCUUAUCUUGCCGUAAAGACUUCAUCAGUCGAUGUCUUGCUGCAGGAAAUGGAUAGUGUCAUGGAGGUAGACUAUCCACUGGCACUAGAGGUUAGAGCAGACACGGAGACAGACACUGUCACUCUGCGGCUGAGAACCACCAGUGAUCCUUCUUUGUCCCAGCAAGCUACUUCCCUUUUCAGCACAAUGGUCAUCCUGUUGCAGAGCCUGGUGGCUGCAGGAGACGCAGUCGUAGAUGAGCCUGCUCUAGUUCAGGGACAAGAACAGACACAGACAACUGCAUGGGACGAAAUUCAAUGGACAGAAGGUGAGACGAAGAUCAGACAGAUCGUCUCUCAGAUCACCGGGCUACCUGAAAACCAGAUUGCCAAGAAUUCCUCAUUCUUUGCGCUAGGGAUCGACUCGGUGAUCUCUAUCCGGCUCGCCCGUUGCUUCCAAGAACAUCAGAUCAAAGUGUCUUCAAGCGAUAUCUUGAGAUAUCCGUCUGUCGGGUCACUGUACAAUCAUCUGGAGAACGCUUCGAUUUUACCUUCCGUACGCCAGGGUGAACAGACUAAAUUGGUUCCACAUGCGGACAUCAAUCUUUUACAUGGAGACGACUCAAUCGUUGAGACAUACCGCUGCACGCCGCUGCAGACGGCCAUGAUAGCACAUUGUUUGAGCACUAACGGGAAGGAUUAUGUACACCACCACAUCGUCACUCUAGACGACUCCGUCAACCUUGGUCAUCUGGAGAGUGCGUGGAAGCAGCUUGCAGAGCAGGCUGAUAUUCUGCGGACUACAUUCCAUCGGCACGAGGCAGGUGGUGGCUUCUUAGCUGCGGUUCAUAAGCACCCGUCGAUACGGUGGUUCUAUGAUAUCGAAGAAGAAUCGUUGGCAAGCGCCAUUCGUCGAAUUUCGGAAGAAGGGGGUUAUCCCGAGAUAGACAGCUUCCAAACUUCACCAUGGAAAGUUCACAUUCUCCAACACAACGCUCAGCGGCUAAUGGUCGUCACUAUGCAUCACUGUCUGUAUGACGGGUUCUCUCUUCCACUCAUGUUUGACUCCUUGGAGGGGAUCUACCGCGGACAAGAUGUGAUAGUCCAGCCAUUCGCGCCGGCUGCUCAUCGGGUCGCAAGUCUUCAGGAACAAUCCACGCAAUUCUGGACCACUGUUGUGGCAGGGUAUCGAUAUUCCGGUAUUCCAGCUCCAAUAGACUCUCCCACAGCAUCCCAACCGCAAUGGGCAGAGGUGAAGGUGCAGAUUCCGGCGGCGGAAUUGCUACAUCGAUGCAGCUCCCUCGAAGUCACUCUGCAAACUGUCGCCCUGUUUGCUUACGGGAGGUCACUGGCAGUUCUGUUAGGGCAGCGCGAUGUGGUAUUCGGCCAUGUUGUUUCUGGACGUGGACUGGAUGACGGUACCACUGGGUCAAUCGUGGGCCCUCUUAUCAACACGGUGCCUUUUCGUCUGACACUGGACUCCAUUCUGCAGAGCACUCGCUCGGCCCUGCGGGCUAUUCAACUCUUCUGUGCGGAUGCUCUACAGCAUCAGCACGUAUCGUUAGGUCAGGUCCAGAAAGGCUGGCGUUUAACGAGCCAGAGCCCCAGUCCGUCACUGUUCGACGCGCUCUUCACAUUCAACAAGUCGGAAAGUCCGGAUCGUACCUCGCCAUUCCAGCCGUACGUGUCGGACCGCGAGCUGGUCUCUCCUCACUACAAACUCAAUGUCGAAUUCGAGCAAGCUCCGGAAUCUCUGUUCAUUCGGGUGUCUUGUCGCGAUGUUUUCGGGGGAAAGGGUGAGCUCGAAGUCUGGCUCGAGACGCUUGCUCAAGGGCUGGUCGAGAUUGUCAACCGCCCCGAUGCGCCCGUGCUGAGCUUUCCAACUGGGCUUAGUGCCCUGCCCCUUGCUACUCCCUUCCAGCAGGUUCUUGAUGAAGAAUCUGGCGAUUCUCCGGAAGCGGCGCACCAGGCUACGGUCAUCAAGGAGAUUCUUGCGACAGUGACGGGGACCCCUAUUGAGCAGAUUCAUAAUGAUAGCGAGGUAUUCACACUUGGAGUGGACUCGAUUCUAGCAAUUGACAUCAGUGCCAGAUGCCGGAAGGCUCAAUUGAGACUCUCUGCGAGUAAUAUUCUACAGGGAAAGACAGUCCGAGGCAUUGCGAGACUUGCUGCGAAGCAUCUGAUCACCUUACCGGAUACGGGACUCGACGCUGUUCAUCCUACCAUGAUAACUCGCGAGUCAAGAGAAAAAGCAUUGGCUAUAUUGUCUCUGGUCGAAGCGGACGUAGAGGCUAUUCUACCUUGUCUCAGUGGUCAGCUUUUCUACAUAUCUCGCUGGCUUCAAAGUGGCAGACGACUUUGGGAGUUCACAUUCGCGUUCCGCAGCAGUGAUCGGAUUGAUGAGAGGCGGAUACAGGAUGCUUGGCACGCGCUUCAGGAGAGACAUAGCAUUCUUCGCACCUCUUUUGCCGCCGUGUCUUCCGCUGAGGUUGUGCAAGUCGUGUCUAAGAAUCCUCGGGCCGACAGAGUUCACGUGGAGAGGCGACUGUGCAAUGAGGCAUCUCAGGGUUCCGUUCACCAUUCUACCGACAGGAAUGCCGCUUCCCCGUCGACCAUGUUCAUACCACCAGCCAGGCUGUGUCUUAUACACUCGCCAGACUCUGACGCCCUCCUACUUACCCUCCAUCAUGCCUUGUAUGACGCUUGGACAAUUCCUAUCCUGUUGAGAGAUCUGGAAGCCCUCUACCUGGGCAAAUCUCUAUCAGCUGCGGCUGACUUCUCCUCGUUUGUCCGCCAAACCCAGCGCAAGCCCGAUUCGUCCUGGCGACGAAGGCUCAACAUGGGGCAGCCCACGAUUCUAGGAUCAAAUGCCUACAACCAGCAGGACUUCCGAAAUAUCAAGUCUUCCGAGCUUUUGUGCCUGCAAAAACUGAGCAAGGUAGAGAGUCUCUGUCACCAGAAAGGCAUCUCGAUGCCCUCCGUCAUUUUGCUAGCCGUUGGCCGCGGCCUAGCGCGCAUCACAACAGUCGGCCACCCAACGUUCGGACUCUUCUCAGCAGGGCGGUCCAACGACUUUCCCGAUAUCCAUCGACUGGCCGGUCCGACGGUCAACACGUUACCUUUUGUCGUUCAGAACGCCCUCUCUGGGCCCGUAUCGGCCAGCAUAAGCGACAUCCAGCAAACCCUGAACGAACGUGCUCUGCACGACCAGACAGACCUCCGAGACCUGCUCCAGAUGAUGAAAUUGUCCGGUGACGAUCUCCAAUUCAAUUUGCUUGUCAAUAUCCUCUGGGGCAAGUUGAGGCGUGAUGCCGGUGGCGAUGCUGGGGAUAGUAUUCUGACCCCGUGUCGCAUCGGCCCUUCUGAAGGACCCAUGACUGCGCUGUUAACUGAGGAGAAGACGUCUGUUGACACCUUGGACUGGAACGACUUGCCGUGUCGUCGCAAUCUAAUGCUGGAGGUGGCGUGCAGCGAGCAGGACGAUGCGCUACUGUGGAAGAUCGACUAUACUUUGGAUAUGAUGUCGUCUCGCGAAGCCGAUGGAAUUCUGGAGUUGAUUGGAAAGGAAGUUGAGGAAGUUGUCAGAGCAAUUUCGUCAGAUUAGUUUUUCUGUUUGAGGUCUGCUUCGAUGCUCCGGUACUGCGGGAUGGCUAGCGUUACGUUUGUGUUGAUACAUAUUUCAACAAUCCGAAUCAUUCGCCAUACAAGCAUAAUAUGUGAACUCGGCCGCGGGAGUAGAGGGUAAUUAGAGAAAUCAAACCAAAGUAGAGCAAAGCCUGAGGCAAAUUCAUGCUCAACCCCUGCGGCUAGUUGACUCAGUGGAGGGUGGGAGGAUAGCCGCAGCCCGUGGAUCCGAGAUUUAUCCGUUCGUGUGCCUUAGCUCUUGUCCAAAGUUUCUUGUUGGUAUGCUUUGAUAUUCUCGUAUCUCCUGUGAUGACAAUGAGGGCCAGUAGAUGCAGCCGAU